GAGAGUCCCCAACCUUCAUCAUGGUCAAUGAAGAGUCCCCACAGUCAUUGGAGAGUCCUCAACCUUCAUCAUGGUCAAUGGAGAGUCCUCAACCUUCAUCAUCCUCAUGGAGAGUCCCCAACCUUCACCGUGGUCAAUGAAGAGUCCCCAACCUUCAUCAUCCUCCUCAAGCUCUUGGGCUUCAUCCUCCACCUUGAAGAGCUUCGAGGAGCCCUUGGCCUUCAUCAGGAGAGUCCUUGGCCUUCCUCCUCCUCAGAGAGCCCUUGGCCUUCAUCAGGAGAGUCUUUAAUCUUCAUCCUCCUCAGAGAGUCAUUGACCUUCAUCAGGAGAGCCCUUGGCCUUCAUCAUCCUCCUCUCCAUGGAAGAGCCCUUGACCUUCAUCCUCCUCCUCCUCAGAGCUGCCCUUCGUCCCCUCCCCCGCUGUCACCGAGGCCCCUCCCACCCCCUCCCCCCACUUUGGGUCCAUUCCCCCCUUUUUUUGCUCCAGUCUUGGUCACUUUGCCCACUUUUUGCUCGUUUUUGGGUCAUUUCCCCCAUUUUUGUUCAUUUUUCCCAAUUUUUCGUUCAUUUUUCCCAAUUUUUCGUUCAUUUUUCCCAAUUUUUCGUUCAUUUUUCCCAAUUUUUCGUUCAGUUUUCCCAAUUUUUUGUUCAGUUUUCCCAAUUUUUUGUUCAUUUUCCCCAUUUUUUCCUUCAUUUCCCCCAUUUUUUUCAUUUCCCCCAUUUUUUUCAUUUCCCCCCAUUUUCCUCAUUUCCUUUUUUUUACCAUUUUCCCUUUUUUCUUCCUCAUUUUCUUCAUUUCGCUCCUUUUUUACCCAUUUUUGGUCGUUUUUCCUCCACUUUGUUCAUUUUUUUGGUUUCACUUGGUCUCCCCAAGCUCAUGUCCAACCUGUUCCAUGGCCUCUGACUGCGAUCUGCUGUCCACCUAGCUUCAUCCCCCCUCACAACCCUGGGGACUCCUUGGAGAUGAAGGGCUGCUGUGCCAGCACCUACUGCUCCAGGAAGGGAGUGCAAGGGGAAGAUGCUACACUCGCAGGGGCAAAGAAGGUUCAUUUUGCCAUGGGAUCCCAGGAGGUCACCAUGCACAUCGUCAAUGGGGUCUGA
Pseudopipra pipra is the source of this 1101-nucleotide messenger RNA. RefSeq lists its product as uncharacterized. Lineage: Eukaryota; Metazoa; Chordata; Aves; Passeriformes; Pipridae. Bases 28 to 1101 code for a protein of 357 amino acids. The record is from RefSeq and is a predicted model, not a curated record. The transcript has 4 exons.